Onthophagus taurus is the source of this 1975-nucleotide messenger RNA. Its product is annotated as HUWE1-associated protein modifying stress responses. The record is from RefSeq and is a predicted model, not a curated record. NCBI's taxonomy places the organism in Eukaryota, Metazoa, Arthropoda, Insecta, Coleoptera, Scarabaeidae.
UAAAUGUCAAAAUUUUGACGUUUGUUUUAAUUUUAAAGAUUAGGUUAUCAAUAAAUAUCUAAUUAAUUUGGCGCCAACGAAUUUUAUCACAUUUUCAAUUUAUCUUUUUAAUUUUUUUCUUAUUUAAUUUCAAGGUUAUCUAUUUACGGCUCCUUCUUUCUAUAACUGGAAUGGUGAUCCCAAAUAUAGCAACUCCUCGCCCGAUUUAACAAACAAGAAAGAAAAUGAGCACAAAACGAAAAUCGGAAUCGAACGUGAUUUUUAAGAUGAGGUUGGUAGCGCGUAUAAAGUUCCCCAUGUCAAAGAUUUUAUUCACUGGGACAACGCAGUAAUGGAUUUGUAUAGUUAAGGAGGAGUACGUUUUGCACGUGGGUUAAUAAUAAAAAAAUAAUAAAAUACGAGUCGGUGUGAUAUUGAAAAUAUUAAGAAAUAAGACGAUGGAUGGUGACGGUGAUUCUUGGUUAUCCGUUUGGGAACAACAAUGCGCGGAUUUGAUAGAGGAGCAACCCGAUUACGAACAGUCGUUGACAAUAGAGUCGGAUAAUUCGCACAGGAAACUCUGGAUGGUGUUUCAGGAUGCCGCGACGUCGAUUGCACAACUCUAUCGAGAUCGAAUCACAGCUGAUCCAAGCUCGCUUUGGGUAUCUUUUCAAACAGCAGCAGCCUCGGUAACAGCUUUAUAUAAAGAAUCUUGUGAUAUAGCCAAACAAAGUAGUGAAAUAGCAAAACAGUGUGGGUAUCAAAAAAGGAACGGAGAAUUACUCCACUGGGCAAAACGGAAGCGGAAAUUAAUUCGCCGAGAAGAUCUUUUAGCCUACCUUUCUGGGAAACCACUACCUCCGCGUCACGCACACCACAGGUUAUCUCCGCGACCGAGAAAUAUAUCACCACCACCAGGUGUGGCACCCGCUCAUCACCAACAAAACGCGUUUAAUGCGGACGAUUUGAAUACGUUUACGGAAGCGUUGGCGAGAAAUUGUACGAGAAGAGCCGUACAACCGGUGGGUACUGAUUUGUGCGCGUUUAUUACGGGGGAAAUUCAACGGCACUGUAAGCGUCCCGCGUCACCUUCGGAUGUCACAAUGGGGAGUCCAACUCAUCCGAAAAAGCCGCGCUACAUGUGAAUAAAAAAAUACGGACUCGAAACGGGGCGUUUAUCGAUGUACAAAGAAAAAAAGUUAGGUUAAGCGUAAGUACGUUUCGAUUUAUUACAAUUUUGCUAUUAAAUUAAAAAGAAAUCGUCGAUAUAAAAAAAAAAGGAUUUAUGAGAGUCGAUUUAAAAGCAAAUGUCGCGUAUUUAUUAUUAUUAUUAUUUUUUUUGUUGAAAGUUUUUUGUUGUGUUGUGUAUUUUUGAUUAAUACCGUGAUUAAUUUUGUUUAAAUUAAAAAAAAUUCCAUCUACAAAGAAGAAAAUGAGAUAAAAUAAUCAGUGGUGCCAAUUUUGAAAAAUAUUUUAGUUUUCAAGGAAUUCAAGAUACGAAAUUAAUAUACAUAUUUAUAUUAAUUUGUUUUGAUUAAUUUUUUUUUCUUUUAAAGAAGUUCUUGAAAAACUCAAGAUCUGUGAUACUCUGAUUUCACUUUCAAUUUAUUAAAAUUAUUUAAAAAAAUUUUACUUGCAAAUCCAGAAAAAGAUUUUAGAAAGAAAAUAAAUCCCCGCAUAUCUAAGAAGAGAAAUAACAAAAUCAAGGUGGAUGUUUUUAUAAAAAUGUGUAAAUAAUUAGAUUUAGUUAGGUUAUGUUAGGUUAUGAUUCUUGUCAAAACUUAAUUAUAUACUAAAAAAACUAUAUAAAUAGCUAAGUGAUAAGAAUGUAUGUAUUUAAGCAGUAAGAAUUCGAUUUUUUUAAUUUCUAAGUAGAAUUUAAAUGUUAAUGUGAGAUGAAAAAAAUUUUUAUGUUACAAAUUCUGGAUAUUCAUUAACUUCUGGAUUUAUAAUGAUGGAAAAAAAUAAUUUAAAUACAUGAUUUGUUUGCAUUGGG